ACACUAGAGCGGCGCGGCUCGCCGCUUGGGCAAAUAGAACCGUAGGAGGCUGUAUGGUGUUAGUUCUUGAAGUUUUACUAUCUAAGUAAUCAAAAAUGGAAAAUUCUGCAAAAGCAGAGGAAUGUGAAAAGAUCUCUCUUCAAGAAACAAAAGUAUCAAUAAAUUCGGAAACAGAGUCUUCAUUCAAUACUAAUGAAAACACAACCACUCCUGGGACUGCCCUUUUAGAACAAACUCCUACCUGUGGGCAGCUAGACACCCCAAAAAAGAGAAAAAUGGAGUUUGCAGAUGACCUUGUAAAGGAGAGUUCCAAUUGUGGGGAAGAUACUCCAUCUAGGAAAAGAAAAGUUCAUGCUGAAAUUGUCCCAGAGGAAAAAGAUUCUGGUAACAAUGAAGGCAUUUCAAGGAAAAGAAGAAUGGAAACUGAUGAUUUUUCAAAAGAUGAACCUUCUCCUGCAGAUGGCAUUCAGAAAAAGAGAAAAAUAGAACUUGAGGAUGUUUCUGAAAAGCAAAGAAACUUAGAAGAAAGACACAGCUCAACAGUGGCUGCCCACUACAAUGAACUUCAGGAAGUUGGUUUGGAGAAGCGUAGCCAAAGUCGUAUUUUUUACCUAAGAAACUUUAAUAAUUGGAUGAAAAGUGUCCUCAUUGGGGAAUUUUUAGAAAAGUUGCGACAGAAAAAAAAGCAUGACAUUACUGUUUUGGACCUGGGAUGUGGUAAAGGUGGAGAUUUGCUCAAGUGGAAAAAGGGAAGAAUUAACAAGCUCGUUUGUACUGAUAUUGCUGAUGUUUCUGUCAAACAGUGUCAGCAGCGGUAUGAGGACAUGAAAAAUCGUCGUGAUAAUGAAUACAUUUUCAGUGCAGAAUUUAUAACUGCUGAUUGUUCAAAGGAACUUUUGAUUGACAAAUUUUGUGACCCAGAAAUGCGCUUUGACAUCUGCAGUUGUCAGUUUGCCUGUCAUUACUCAUUUGAGUCCUAUGAGCAGGCUGACAUGAUGCUCAGAAAUGCUUGUGAGAGACUUAGUCCUGGAGGCUAUUUUAUUGGUACCACUCCCAAUAGCUUUGAACUGAUAAGACGCCUUGAAGCUUCAGAAUCAGAAUCAUUUGGAAAUGAAAUAUAUACUGUGAAAUUUCAGAAGAAAGGAGAUUAUCCUUUAUUUGGCUGCAAAAUGGUGAAGAAGUACAAUAUGAAACUAGUCUACAAAAAAACAUUUCUGGAAUUCUAUGAGGAAAAGAUUAAGAACAAUGAAAAUAAAAUGCUGUUAAAACGAAUGCAGGCUCUGGAGCCAUAUCCUGCAAACGAGAAUUCCAAACUUGCUUCUGAAAAGGUGGAUGACUAUGAACAUGCAGCACAGUACAUGAAGAACAGUCAAGUAAGAUUGCCUUUGGGAACCUUAAGUAAAUCAGAAUGGGAAGCUACAAGUAUUUACUUGGUUUUUGCAUUUGAGAAGCAGCAGUGAGCACCAGAACAGCUAUAUUCCAUCUCACACAGAUUUGAAUCAUCCACCUUAGAUAGAUUUGACAACUUUCUGUUUGUUUAUUUUCAUUAUUCUAAAUGUACAGGAUGCUGCCGGAAACUCCGGUUUAUACAUUUGAUAUUUGCUGUCUGUGACAGAUGAUCUUUUGUGUGUGUACAUAAGAAUAAGUUGGGACCUUUGUCUUUAAAAGUCUAUUUUUAAUGUUCUAAGAAUUCCAUUUGCCUCUACUCUCUUAGCUCAUAAAAAUGAUAAUAUGACUUGUUAAAGCUGCCGAACUCUUUCCACAGUGCUCUGAUUUGUUCAGUCUGUUUACAGUAUUAAAUUUAUUACAGUUGUAGAGUUGAUGAGGGAGUGUAAUGGUUUGCAGGUAUGUUUUCUCAUUUCUAUAGUUUUAUAUAGUGUUUUUCAAGAUUAAAUGGACUGCAUUUCUGUACAAUUGAAUGUAAGAAGUGUUCAGUAGGUACUGCUAAAGUUACAAAUUUAAAACUAAAUUUUAGAUGGUCAUAAUGGUUAUUUACCUAGAAUUUUAGUCAGUUAUUAUAUAUUAUAAAUAGUAACUACUUUGUUUGCUAUAAUGGUACAUUUCUGGAACUGGAUAGAACAUUUUGGUUGCUAGCAUAGAAUUGGUUUAGAUUUUGUGGGUUUUCUCUGAAGAAAUUUCUACCAAUUAAUGUUUCUAGGUAAAAAGAAUCUAAUUAGAUUUACCUGUCUUCAUUGAACAAAAUGCCAUAGUUGUUUUUUCUCAAGAUAUAAUGAAAACUUCUCCUAUGUACACCCGUUGCACAUUAUUGUCAGAUUUAGAUAUGGAACUGCCAUCAGAGGAUGUGACUGUGAAAAAAAAAGGUGAUAAACUUUAGAUUAAUUUUCCCAUGUUAGGUCUAGGUUACUGGUACUAGUGCAAUAGAUCCGUUACUCCCUUCUGCCCAGAAAGAAGCAGGAGAAUCUAUUCCUUAAUUACAAUGUUGUACUUUUCAUAGUAGGAUCCAGUAUCUCAUCACCAUUCAGAAUUUAUAUUUGCCCUUCAAAACCGUUGCAAUCAUCAGCCCUGGCUUCUUGCUUGACUACUCUUCCAAAACUGACAGCUAGGUGAACUGUUGUCCUUACUUCACAUCACUGUUUAGAAAACUUGCCAAUUUUUAGAUGUAGUAAAAAACUUAAAAGAACAAAGCAGAGCAAUUGUUGCGUAUUUUAAAAAUCAUUUCUUGUUUUUCCUAAAU
Molecule: messenger RNA, 2695 nt
Organism: Molossus molossus (Pallas's mastiff bat)
Lineage: Eukaryota; Metazoa; Chordata; Mammalia; Chiroptera; Molossidae
Gene: RNMT
Product: RNA guanine-7 methyltransferase
Exons: 11
Coding region: 96-1460 (454 amino acids)
Biological process (GO): 7-methylguanosine mRNA capping
Cellular component (GO): nucleus
Molecular function (GO): mRNA 5'-cap (guanine-N7-)-methyltransferase activity
Source: RefSeq, a predicted model, not a curated record